CCGCCUCCUUUCUUUCCCUCUGCGCUCUUCUCCUCCCCUUCAAGAUCCGCUGCCAACUACAUCCGGCGGAGCUCGCUGCCAUCCUCACCCGCUCCUCUCGAUCCCCUCCCUUCCGGCGGAGCAUCGCAACUCCGAACCGCUCCUCUCGAUCCUGUCCCCCUGUCGUCUUCUCCUCACGACUCCCCGCCCUCCGCCAGCCCGAGCCCCUCGCUUCCUUCUCCACCAGGCCCUCCACCUUCGCUUGCCUUGACCUUGUCGUCGUGGGGGAUGGGGUCGUCGGGCUCAUGGCCGAGCUCGACAAGGUGGAGCUCGUGCGCACCCACGACGAUCCUGAGCUCAACGCCGGCUUCUGCUUCCUCUACAUACACGGACACCGAGCCCGCGACGGAGCGCGUGGCAAAGGUCGACGGGGUGUACUUCCAGGGCAUGUCGCUCAUGGUGCGGCUCGACGACGGGAGGAAGGGGUGGAAGACCGGGUGCGUUGGGUGGAUCACGGCCAAGGGAAGGAGGCGCCGUCGCCAUGGCAUCACGGCAGGGACGAGGCCUGCUACGAGUUCCGCAGGGUGGUGGAGUCACGGCCUGAGGACUGGCAGACCAUCGUCUCCGCCUUCGAGAGGAUCCCCAAGGUGGGCGGCUUCUCGCUGGGACAGGACCUCCGCCCGUUUGCUUCCACUCUGCUCGGCCGACGCCGCCAUGGCCGCCAAGGAUGCUGCGCUCGCUACUCACAUGUUUUCUGAUGCCGCAACAAAGGACUAUAUGUGGUUUCUUCAGUGGGGUUGUCGCUGUCGCUCCUGAUGUUCAAUAACAUUUCAGCAUUGGACCUGCUAGUCACCCAAGCCAAGCCUCGCAUCGCUUCAACAAAGCGAUACUUCUUCCAAUCCACCCCCGCUUCGACUCUGCUUUUUUCCAUCUUCUCUUAUUUAAGCUAAGAAAGAUUCUGAGUUUACAUCCAUCUCAUUACACUAGCUAGCACAAUAUAUUAGUUAAGGCAACUCUACUACAUAUCAAUUUCCCCUACUUGAUUGGUUCUAUAUUUUUAAAGUUGUUUCGUGGUGCAUGAUCCCAACCUGAAGAAAUAUAGGCUUAUGAUGACUAUUUUCCUUCUUAAGUAAUCAUAGUUGUUGGCUUCGGUAGCUUGCUGAAUAUGCUUUAGUUAUAUAUAGAAAUGACAUGCAUUCUAUGCUUAAAUUAUUGUUUGGCUCUAUAUAAUUGUUGACAUGAAUAUCUUGACUUCCCAAACAAGUAUAGGACUGUACCUAUGCAUACAAAUUAUCCUAACAAAACUGAAAAUAAAAUUUGAAGCAUGAAAUAAGCAAUAAGUGGCUGAUUCUUAUUUGCAUGUUAAGUAGAAAGUUGUAGCUAAGGCUUGUAUAUUACGAAAUAUUGUCACACCUCUGAGCUUCUACUAUUGUUAGGGACAUCGUAGUGUGAUCUUCAUGAUUUUUCGCUUGAAGAUGUACUGAUUCAUUAGCCAAGCAGAGACCGAAGUCAUCUUUUGCUACUGUUAGCUCUAUGGAUGUUUAUUUACCUACAACUUCUGCCAGCUCUAACUUGGUUAUAUAGCAGUUCAAUUCAGUCAAUCUGUUGGAACUAGUUUGUCUAUUACUUGUAUCCAGAUUUCAUAUCCUGCCAUAUGCCAUUGUCGACUUUCUUAGGUACAUAAUUGUUAUGUCUUGCAAUCUGGUAUAGAUGAUUGUCAAUGUAUUCAUUUAUACCUUUCUAGUGUACCUUGUAUGUGACCCAGCUGAUCUAUAUAUCAAUGCUCUGUUUCCAAUAGAUGUAUGCUGAUGCCUGAUGGCUGAUUCCUUAAAACUUCACUAUUGCAGCAGUAGCAUUUUCCCUUAGUGCAUAGAUGUAUGAGCGAUCACUUAUGCUUGAAACCUUGCUCUCUUUCCCAGGAACCAUCGUGGUCUGCAUCACUACUGGGGCAGGAGAGGAAAGACUGUUGGUGUCUCCAAGAAGUGAUAAACUGCUUCACAAAGAUCCUCGCAUAGCUUCACUACUACUGUGUUGGCGCAUUUCCAGAAUCUUAAGGAGUGUUCUUGUUUAGAUGAUUACCUUGGAUGAUGCUUUUUCUUAAGGAGGGGCUCAAGAAGAUUAGGGAGCUCCACAUCUGAGUUUUAGCCAUCCUCUAUAGCAAGGAGCUCUGGGCCAAAGGAGCAAGGAGAGCUGCUAGUUUCAAAUUCCUCAUAUUUUUGUGAGUCCAGAAAAAUUACCCCCGUGCACAAAUUCUUUUCCUAACCCCUUGUAACACCCUCGAUGCGGCUAUAUCUCCCACGUGUCGGAGCACGACUUAGAGGCCUAACCGCAUUGAAGGCAGUGUCGCAAGAGGGGUAAUUUUUACACAUCCCAUGUACUGAA
This is a messenger RNA of Triticum dicoccoides, 2361 nucleotides long. RefSeq names its product pentatricopeptide repeat-containing protein At5g04810, chloroplastic-like. NCBI's taxonomy places the organism in Eukaryota, Viridiplantae, Streptophyta, Magnoliopsida, Poales, Poaceae. The record is from RefSeq and is a predicted model, not a curated record. The transcript is spliced from 3 exons. Bases 285 to 737 code for a protein of 150 amino acids.